UCUUAUAGGAUCGCACAGGGAGUUUCUUUAAUUAUCUUGCGACAUGGGGAAGUACACAAAGCGCGUGGAUGCACUAGUGUUUUUCUCGUUACUUUUCCUCGGAUAUUUUGCUGCUCAUGUGCAGGGGAAUGGUCAUGGCACAGAUGAAGUCGGCGCUCCUUCCACAUCUGAAGAAGUAAUUACGCGAAGAUCAGGAGCACAAUGUGCUCAAAAUAAUCGUAAUCUUCCAUGCCAAGAUAAAAAGUGCUUCUGCUGUAUUGGGGGCCGAACUCAUGAUUGUUAUUAUACACUGCAUGACUGUAAAGCUCCUGCUUCUAAACACAAAUCAAGAUCUCUAUUAUUAGUAUAUCAUGUAAUGGCAGGCAAUGUUAUUGAAUAAUAUAUUAGGGAAUAUCAA
This is a messenger RNA of Sorghum bicolor (sorghum), 397 nucleotides long. Its product is annotated as protein MATERNALLY EXPRESSED GENE 1-like. The record is from RefSeq and is a predicted model, not a curated record. NCBI's taxonomy places the organism in Eukaryota, Viridiplantae, Streptophyta, Magnoliopsida, Poales, Poaceae. The transcript is spliced from 2 exons. The coding region runs from base 44 to 379 and encodes 111 amino acids.